This is a messenger RNA of Trichogramma pretiosum, 2342 nucleotides long. It is a transcript of the gene Pgd, whose product is annotated as 6-phosphogluconate dehydrogenase, decarboxylating. Lineage: Eukaryota; Metazoa; Arthropoda; Insecta; Hymenoptera; Trichogrammatidae. The record is from RefSeq and is a predicted model, not a curated record. The transcript has 5 exons. Gene Ontology annotation, molecular function: phosphogluconate dehydrogenase (decarboxylating) activity; NADP binding. Gene Ontology annotation, cellular component: cytosol. The coding region runs from base 247 to 1695 and encodes 482 amino acids. Gene Ontology annotation, biological process: pentose-phosphate shunt, oxidative branch; pentose-phosphate shunt.
GAUACCAGCCUCAGCUGACACGAACUCGAACGCGUCCCGCUUCGACUUUCAUGAAGCAUACUGUGUUUCAUUUACGAUUUGACCAGUAUACUUGCAGGAGCCAAGGCUGUAGCAGUACACGUCGAUUCACACGUUGCCUACAAUACGUGCAUCUUGACACUUGUUGAUCGGUGACUCCGACUAAACGACUGCAUUCGCACGGUUCAUUUUUCUCCUUGAGCCUUAUUUUACAUUAACAAUACAACUAUGGCGCAACCAGUUGCAGAUAUAGCCCUUAUUGGUUUGGCAGUAAUGGGCCAAAAUCUCAUCUUAAACAUGAACGAUCAUGGUUUUGUUGUGUGCGCCUAUAAUCGUACUACUGACAAGGUCAAAGCUUUUCUGGAAAAUGAAGCCAAGGGUACCAAUGUUGUUGGUGCAUAUAGUCUUGAAGAAAUGGUCAAUAAACUUAAAAGUCCUAAGAGAGUUAUGAUGCUUGUAAAAGCUGGCUCAGCUGUUGACGCUUUUAUUGAUAAGUUGGUGCCUUUAUUAUCUCAGGGAGACAUCAUUAUUGAUGGUGGUAACUCUGAAUACAAGGAUACUGAAAGAAGAACCAAAGAUUUAGAAUCCAAAGGAAUUUUGUUUGUUGGUAGUGGAGUAAGUGGUGGAGAAGAAGGUGCCAGAUAUGGCCCUUCGCUUAUGCCAGGUGGUAAUCCAAAAGCUUGGCCACAUAUCAAACCUAUUUUCCAGGCAAUCUGUGCAAAAGCUGAUGGAGAGCCAUGCUGUGAUUGGGUUGGAGACAAUGGUGCUGGACACUUUGUCAAAAUGGUGCAUAAUGGCAUUGAAUAUGGUGAUAUGCAGUUGAUUGGUGAAGCAUAUCACAUAAUGCGUAAUGGAUUAAAUCUCAACAAUGAGCAGAUGAGCAACAUUUUUGCUCAAUGGAACAAAGAAGAGCUUGAUUCAUUCCUUAUUGAAAUAACUAGCAACAUUCUUAAAUACAAAGAUCAAGAAGGAUAUUUGUUGGAGAGAAUAAGGGAUACAGCUGGUCAAAAAGGAACUGGAAAAUGGACAGCUAUAUCUGCAUUAGAUUAUGGUGUUCCAGUUACUCUAAUUGGUGAAUCAGUAUUUGCAAGAUGUUUAUCUGCUUUAAAAGAUGAGCGGGUGGAAGCAAGUAAAUUAUUAAAAGGACCCAGUACUAAAUUCAAUGGAGAUGUCAAAUCAAUGACUGAAGCAUUGAAAAAGGCCUUGUAUCUUUCCAAAAUUAUUUCUUACGCUCAAGGCUUUAUGCUUAUGAAAGAAGCGGCCAAAGUUCAUAAUUGGAAUUUGAAUUAUGGUGGCAUUGCUUUAAUGUGGAGAGGAGGCUGCAUUAUUAGAAGUGCAUUUUUAGGUAACAUCAAGCAGGCGUUCGACAAAAAUCCAAACUUGAGCAAUCUCAUGAUAGAUGAUUUCUUUGCAAAAGCUUUGAACUCUUGCGAGCAGAGCACGCGCUUAAUCAUUGGAUUAGCUAUAAAUUUAGGACUUCCAACGCCCGCUCUAUCAACUGCCUUGGCUUUCUACGAUGGUUACAGAACUGCCAAACUGCCAGCAAAUCUAUUGCAAGCUCAGCGUGAUUACUUUGGAGCUCACACGUACGAAUUGCUCGGCCAAGAGAAUACAUUUGUCCAUACCAAUUGGACCGGACAUGGUGGCAAUGUAUCCGCUUCGACUUAUGAUGCUUAAGGGAAUAGUGAAAUUGUAUAAUGUUUCAAUUCUUUGUAAGAGUAGAUUCAGUUUUUUCAACGGGAGCUUUUUCAAAUUGUAUUAUGAUCGUUCUUAAAAAUCGUCUUUGUAAAAAGUCGGUAAUGUAGAAAAUUGUACAGAAUCAUUGAAUUCAUGUAUAAAAGAUGCGGGACCUUGAUAAAGCGAUGAAGAACAUAAUUCUAAUUAUAAGUGAGAAGCUUAAGUACUUGAUUUUUGAUAACGGAGAAAUUUUAAUUUAUAUAAAACUUUAUAAUUGGUCAAAAUAAAUUGGUUAAAUUUUUUGAAGAGCCUGCAUGAACAAAUUUGACCAAAGUCAAGUGUAAUGAUAAUGUAGAUAUAUCUUUGUUGUCAUUGUUGUUUUCUGAAAGGGCUUAUUGUAAUAUUCGAGGUCGUUUUUGUACAAACUAGUGAGCAUUUAUGUUACAAUCAUCUACGCUGGGACGUUGAUAUUCACAUAGUAGUAAGUGUUAAAAACUAUAACUGAAUUAAAGGGUUGCAAUUUACUGUUUAUACAUUUAAGUGUGUUCAUAUCGAACUAUUGUAAAUGAAAUUAAUUAUUAUAUGUGAUUAUGUUAUUGCUGGCUUUUGACAAAUAAAUCUAUUAAAUUUUGGAUUUUCAUAAAAUA